Aspergillus alliaceus is the source of this 1533-nucleotide messenger RNA. RefSeq names its product glutamine synthetase family protein. The record is from RefSeq and is a predicted model, not a curated record. The coding region runs from base 15 to 1457 and encodes 480 amino acids. Gene Ontology annotation, molecular function: glutamine synthetase activity. The transcript is spliced from 5 exons. NCBI's taxonomy places the organism in Eukaryota, Fungi, Ascomycota, Eurotiomycetes, Eurotiales, Aspergillaceae.
ACUAUACAAUCGAAAUGGCUACAACUAUCACUUUAGAGAACCUCUCGAGUGUCCUGGCAGAUGACAUCAAAGUCAAAGUAGCCGGUAUUGACUGCGAUGGCAUCCUCCGGGGCAAGGUGAUGGCCAAGGAGAAAUUCCUGGGCAUCGCGCAAAAGGGAUUCGGAUUCAGUUCUGCCGUGUUCGGCUGGGACAUGCAGGAUGUCCUCUAUACUACCGAUGCCAAUAUUGCCCCCAAGGACUCGGGUUAUGUGGACUUUAUCGCAAUCCCAGAUUUGAGCUCCUUCAGAAGGAUCCCCUGGGAAGAUAAUAUCCCGUUCUUUUUGGUACGAUUCAUUCAGAACGGCCAGACUGUUUCUGCAGAUGGCCGGAAUAUGUUGAAGUCGAUAUGUGAUAAGCUUGCGGCAGAGAACUGUCAGGCAAUGGCGGGUGUGGAAUUGGAGUUCAUGAACUUCCAGACCCCUUCACAAGACGGAUACGGCGCCAAUGGCUCCCAGAUUCACGAUAUUGCUGCCUUCCUCGAAAAGAACACCCCUUCCUCUCUGCGCCCUAUAACUGCAGGCAGCUUCUCUUACAGCGCCACGCGACCAGUAGCAUUCAAGAAGUAUUUCUAUGAUAUUUUUAAUACUUCCGCAGAAAUAAAUUGUGGAAUUGAGGGGUGGCAUACGGAGGGAGGGCCAGGUGUAUAUGAAGCAGCCCUCAAAGUAUGCGAUGUACGCGAAAUGGCAGACAGAGUAUCCUUGUUCAAGCUUCUGGCAAAGUCCAUAGGCGUCGAGCAUGGCAUCACACCCUGUUUCAUGGCGAAGCCGAUCCAAGGCCAACCAGGCAGCUCCGGUCACAUCCACAUCUCCCUUUGUGAUCUUGAAGGCAAAAAUCUUUUUGCGCGCGAAACUCCCGACGAAAAUGCCCCCUGGUCUGAUGCAGCUGGACUGUCGGACCUUGGCCGUCAAUUCCUCGCUGGUAUUCUAGAAGCUUUACCAGACAUCAUGCCCCUAUUUGCACCAACCAUCAAUUCGUACAAGCGUCUAGUAGAGAACUUCUGGGCCCCCGUUAAUGUUAGCUGGGGUCUAGAGGACCGGAUGGCCUCGAUCCGUAUUAUCACACCACCGGUAUGCAAGCCUAGCGCGACGCGAUUUGAGGUUCGCAUUCCCGGCGCAGAUUUGCAUCCCCAUUAUGCUCUGAGUGUUAUCCUCGCCGCUGGAUGGCGCGGUGUGCAGAAGAAGCUCGAGAUCAAGGUACCGCCUGUGUCGGCGAUGAAGGUGAACAACACCCGUCCGACGCUGCUGCCGAACACUCUGGAAGAGGCUCUAAAGCGAUUCAACGCGCCUAAUAGCGUGGCGCGAGAAAUUUUGGAUGGGGAGUUUGUGGACUUCUUCACUGCAACCCGCGAGCAUGAACUGCGGGUGUGGAGAGAGGCCGUGACUGAUUGGGAGUUCAAACGGUAUAUUGAGACGGUAUAAACAGGAAUUGGUUGGCAGAAUAGAUUGGAUUAAGUCAUGUAUUGUAAAUAGCAACGUAUAUCCCUAGAAAUUUAUG